Fusarium fujikuroi IMI 58289 is the source of this 273-nucleotide messenger RNA. RefSeq lists its product as uncharacterized. NCBI's taxonomy places the organism in Eukaryota, Fungi, Ascomycota, Sordariomycetes, Hypocreales, Nectriaceae. The transcript has 4 exons. The coding region runs from base 1 to 273 and encodes 90 amino acids. The record is from RefSeq and is a predicted model, not a curated record.
AUGAAGCUCGCCAGUCUUAUUAUUGUCUGCCUCCCCGCCGUGUCGGCCAAUUAUCCCUGGUGGACAAACAGCGGUUGGUCCAAGCCCGCCGAUCACGUCAGCGGUGACUGUGCUGCAGAUGCCCAAUACUUCUGUGGCACCAUAUCUGGCACGAGGGGCGAGAACCCGGAACCAAAUGCGUUCCCUAUCAGGCGCUAUACUUGCUCCAAUGCAGACACUCUAGGACGAGGAUGCAACUGGCAGGGUGCCGUUGGAGUUAUCCUCUGCUGUUAA